Messenger RNA from Trichobilharzia regenti, 2661 nucleotides. Lineage: Eukaryota; Metazoa; Platyhelminthes; Trematoda; Strigeidida; Schistosomatidae. The record is from the annotation of a GenBank genome assembly.
CUUCGAGUCUAACCAUAGCGCCGUUUUCAAUUGUUUGCCGUACUUCAGGAUGUCGGCAGUAGCAGCACAAAGUGAGGGAGUAACAAAGCUUCAGCAAGCUCGCACUGCUGCUCUAGCAAAGAUUGAAGAAGCCCGAAACAGAAGAGCAAAACGUCUGAAGGAUGCCAAAGGCGAAGCCAACGUUGAAGUAGAGGCAUUUAAAGCACAACAAGAAGCUCACUAUAAUUCUCUCGAGUUCCAGAUGAACUCACAACUUGGACCAUAUGAAGAGGUUUGUCGUCAAAUGACGACCGAACAGCUGAACGCAAUCCAACGUUCUUUCCUCUCCAAUAAGGAUGCAGCCUUGCAAUUACUGCUUUCCACAGUUUUGGACGUGAAACCAGUUGUUCAUGUGAAUUUUGGCUACAACAAAUCAGCCUCAUCUUAGUUUUUUUCUCUCUUGAAAUUAAAAGGGUCAUGUGGACCAUAUGAACAAGCAUAAUAUUAUCAAGAUUGUGAUUUUAGUCUCAAUUGUUUGGAUUACUCUAAUUCACUAAUAAUAAAUGAUUUUGUUUUAUCUCUAUACAAGCCCUCAUUACUUGCCUAAACAGUUGUUUAGGAAGGCUUAAACCUUCCAACUGGGUCGUUGGGUUGGUGUUGACCAGUUAGAGGGUUUUACGUUGAACUUUUACUUCAUUUGUGGCAUAAGUGCUUAGGUGAAAGGCAUGUCACUACUGUUUGCUGGAAUUUAACCGUAUUUUUUUGCUUGGAACGCACUGUAUAGACAAAGCCCUACCGGGAGGGACGAGCCCUACAAGUCGAUAAUACGCAUCUGUUGUAUCAUAUUUUAUGCUGUUCAUUGUCGACUGCUCUUCUAAACUUUAGAAAUACAGUUUUACAGGUUGUCUUUAAUCAGUACAAAGUCACUUACGAUGGAUUAUUCUCUGCAUAUUGUCACCAUGAAAUACUGUCUUGCGCAUAAAGCGAAUAACCCAGUUUUUUUUUUAAUUAAGGUGUGAAGUACUGUAUGAGUGAGUAUUUUAGAACGUUAGUCUUUUGCUAAGUGCUUCACGAAGCAAAUAUGAUUGAGACUGCCUGCUAAAUCAAAGCUGUUGCUUGCCCUAGAGAGUAAAGAAAUACUGUUUUACUUAUAUUGUUAUUAUUCACUGUUAUGUCACCUAAAUAAACCAGACAAAAUCACUCAAUGUUCUCUCCAAAGAUCAGUGGGUUAACUCGGCGUUAAUUGAGGAUUCCAACAGUAAGUUGAUCACACCUAUGCUAGAAAUGUAUGUGUGCCGGUAUCCAAGUUGAAUACUCAACUGUUAGUAAUAUGGGAGAACAACAGACUUUUAUUGAAUAUGACAAACCACAAGCAGUGAAUACUUCUGCUCCAUUCAGAACGAUUUUGAACAAUACCCAUUGUCUUCAGCCUGCACUGGUUUUUACUGUCCUUAGGACGCAAAACCAGUCAGGAAGUCUACAGCUUCCUAAGUGGCUGGCUUAAACUAACUGUUGUACAUUUCAUUGAUUGAUGACGCUGUGUUUUGGUUUGACCACCACUGGCUCUUUUCCAGCCUAAACCUAUGUUAGCCAGCAUUGCCCGUCGGGGAAGGCGAUGGUUGGACAUGCAUGACACAUGUCCUAACUAUCUCAAUCGGUGUACCUUCACAUUCUGAUUGAUCGAUUUCCCCUCGUUACCUAGCACUUGACCGAUGUCUAACCUCAAUAUUGCUCAUCCUACUAUACGACUUAACACACACGAGAGAUAGAACGCAGACACAUAUGAUCAAAGACAGCUAGCUAGGACUUUCAUAUCUCCCACUUUCAGUGGCCAUCAUUCACGACCAGCCGUAAAGGGUGACUGGGCGAACUGCUGCUCAGUGCACACUUCCCUUAAUCUGUAGGCACAUAUGAUGUCUACUAAGCCAGAGAUGGCAUGAGUUGGCCAAUGCCAAACUAGCCUGAGUAAAUAGAGUACACCCGUAUAUCAUUUUUGUUUUCUAUCGUCAUAUUAAUUACUGUAUUUUUGAAUUUGUUGAUACUGCGGCACUUUUUUUCUUCUUCAAAGGAGGGAAAUCAAACACUAGUAGGUUAUUGUAUCCUAGAAACUGUCAGCAGUUCUAGUUUAUUUUUUGUUUUUUUUUUCGGUCGAAUUCACGAAUGUCAUCUUGUAGGACAAUAUUUCAAACCCCUCAGUUACAUGACUGUUCACUAGUAUUAUGAAAUUUACGCGUUGUUGUAUGUUGAUAUUAAUUCCAUGACUAUUAACUAGCGUUACCCUUGAUUUUGGAAUUUUCACAUAUGGUCAAUGGUUCAUUAAUUAGUGAAUGAAUGAAUGAGUUUACCGAUGUUCACUGGAAAAAGUAUUAAGUUCUUUUGAUUGGACACUAGUUGGUGACUAGUGUAAUGUAUGUCUAGUCCUUUCUUUGUUUCGUGCAGACUGAAUUCUAUCACUCAGGUUGUAAUGUGGCCACCAUUCUAGGUAGUUCGCUAUCACCGUGCAUAUUGAUUUGAUGAUAUUAGAGGGUUGGAGGCAAUCAGCCACAGGAAACCUUGCUUGACCUAGGUUUCGUGCUAGUUGGCACUCACCAGUCAGCAAGACGUAUCUGCAACCUUCAACUUCAUCAUAGAUGUACUAUUGGACUUAACCCUAAGUGACGUCAGCGACUCAGGGAUUGACUU